Alternaria rosae is the source of this 778-nucleotide messenger RNA. RefSeq lists its product as uncharacterized. The record is from RefSeq and is a predicted model, not a curated record. NCBI's taxonomy places the organism in Eukaryota, Fungi, Ascomycota, Dothideomycetes, Pleosporales, Pleosporaceae. The coding region runs from base 173 to 778 and encodes 201 amino acids. The transcript has a single exon.
CGUCACCAAAACAGGACAUGAAGCCUGCACCAUAUAAUCUGUUCCAACAUAACAAUGAUCUAGCGUACGCAAUCGUCCAUAUCAGAGCCGUCCUAUCUACACAUCUUCCACCAACGGCUUCAACCGCAAUUUGAGUGUCGCUUUCAUCUUCAGUCACCCUAUCAUCGACAACAUGGCCGUACUAUCAGACAUCGCCUCAAAAAUCAAAAACACGCGACUCGUUCCACCCACCGAAGACGAAAUAUCCGCUGCCAAAGAAAACAAUCAAGAUUCAGCUCCCUCUCAAACCAAAAAAAGACAACGACCGAUCCUCGAGAUAACUUCCUACGACCGCUUCACGCCACCAUCUCCCAAGCCGGACCUGGAAUACGACUGCCGCAUAACAGAGAACCCAUCCAGGCAAAUACGGAAAACAUGCACAGGGCUCGAUUCGACGCUGCAAGAUGAGCUGAUGCAGCGCGAGUCUUUCAGUGAUACAGUGGCUCGCGCCGAAGACGACAUCAAACGGCUCAUGGAAAUCAAGGAUGUAAGAGCUAGUAGGGAAGACGAAGUAGCGAUAGUACGAGUAGGGUGUCUAUGCGGGAGUGGACAUCACAGAAGCGUGGCUUUUGCGGAGCAGUUGGGGAAGGUGAAGUGGAGCGAGGAUGGGAGUUGGGAGAUUAGAGUUGUGCACAGGGAUUUGACAAAGGGAGUGGAGGAGAUGAAGAGGGUUCGAAGCGACAAAAGAGAGAAGGAGGAGAGAGAUGUGGACGUGGAUAGUGAGAAGGCUGGCGAUUAA